GAAGCGGAUGAAAACAAACUGUGAGGAUGGCUGCGCCGGGAAGGGGCCGGCUGCUGGGCUUAAGGCAGGAGCGGUCGCCUGAACUCUGAGAGGCGGCGGGAGGAGUGCCAGUCGACGUGAGGGACACAGCGCGCGCAUUUCCGGGAGCGAAACGCCCGGGCCUGCGGGCCUGGAACCUGCCGUGACGUGAGGUAUCUCUGGGUGACCCGCGCUGUCACUGCAGCCCCGGAGCUCCCAGCCCUCAGUCAGGAGGCGCGGCCGGCCGGCCCCAGGCCCCGGCCUCCGUAAUGAGAGGCCCGAGCCCUUCUCUGUGCCGCAGCCUCGCAGGUGAGGGUGACUGUUGACUAGUGAAAAAAGGGACCCAAGGUUCACGACUGACUUUCUGGCAGUGGAACGACCUGUGGAAACCUGCGACCCAUUCUCAUUAAUUAAGUCUCUGGAUUAUUAUAGGAAAUGGAAACUGAUCUCAAUUCCCAGGACAGGAAGGACCUGGACAAGUUCAUUAAGUUUUUUGCCCUCAAGACUGUCCAAGUGAUUGUCCAGUCUCGACUUGGUGAGAAGAUUUGCACUCGUUCAUCUUCGUCUCCAACGGGUUCAGAUUGGUUCAAUUUAGCCAUCAAGGACAUCCCAGAGGUUACACAUGAAGCAAAGAAGGCACUGGCAGGGCAGCUGCCUGCUGUGGGGAGGUCUAUGUGUGUGGAGAUUUCACUCAAGACUUCUGAGGGAGAUUCCAUGGAAUUGGAGAUUUGGUGUCUUGAAAUGAAUGAAAAGUGUGAUAAGGAGAUCAAAGUUUCCUACACGGUAUACAACCGACUGUCUUUGCUGCUGAAGUCUCUCCUUGCUAUAACGAGGGUAACACCAGCCUAUAGACUCUCCAGGAAACAAGGGCAUGAAUAUGUCAUCCUAUACAGAAUAUAUUUUGGGGAAGUUCAGCUGAAUGGCUUAGGAGAAGGCUUCCAAACAGUUCGUGUUGGUACAGUGGGAACCCCUGUGGGCACCGUCACUCUUUCUUGUGCUUACAGAAUUAACCUGGCAUUCAUGUCUACCAGGCAAUUUGAGAGAACUCCACCUAUCAUGGGGAUAAUCAUUGAUCACUUUGUGGACCGUCCCUACUCGAGCGCCUCGCCCAUGCACCCCUGCAAUUACAGGACCGCUGGGGAGGACGGCAGCGGGACACACCCCUCCGUGGAAGACUCUCAGGAAGUGUGCACCACCUCCUUUUCCACCUCCCCGCCAACCCAGUGUGUGUUUACUGUCACAAAGGCACAUUUUCAGACCCCUACUCCUGUGGUGACGGACACCUUGCGGGUCCCCAUGGCAGGCCUGGCCUUUCCCCACCAACUCUCAAGCUCUCGCCUUUCCUAUCAGCCUGCUGCCCUGGGCGUUGGAUCAGCUGACCUGGCUUAUCCAGUAGUGUUUGCUGCUGGCCUAAAUGCUACCCACCCUCACCAGCCCACGGUUCCCGGGAAGGAAGGUGGUGGGCUGCCCUUUGCUCCUUCCAACCAGCCCGCCCACGGUGCCCAGGCUGACCAGGAGAGAUUGGCCACCUGCAUGCCUUCUGACGGGGCCCACUGUGUGGCCACACCUUCCAGCAGUGAGGACACAGAAACAGUGUCAAACAGCAGCGAGGGGCGACCCUCCCCCCAUGACGUCAUGGAGACCAUCUUUGUCCGGAAAGUGGGAGCGUUUGUCAACAAACCAAUCAACCAGGUGACCCUGACCAAUUUAGACAUCCCCUUUGCCAUGUUUGCUCCCAAGCAUUUGGAGCUGGAAGAUGCGGACCCAAUGGUGCAUCCCCCCACGUCCCCCGAGACGGGGUCUCCUCUCCAAGGCAGCCUGCACUCCGAGGGCUCCAGCGGGGGCAGCAGCGGUAACACCCACGACGACUUCGUGAUGAUCGACUUCAAACCAGCUUUUUCAAAAGACGACAUUCUCCCGAUGGACCUGGGGACCUUCUAUCGUGAAUUUCAGAACCCCCCUCAGCUGAGCAGCCUUUCCAUAGACAUUGGGGCGCAGUCCAUGGCCGAGGAUUUGGACUCACUACCAGAGAAGUUGGCAGUGCAUGAGAGGAACGUCCGAGAGUUUGAUGCCUUCGUAGAAACCCUGCAGUAAACGUUGGUGUCCGGAAUACCCUCAGCAUCCUCUGUUUUGUGGUCCCAGGGAGCAGAGUGGCCGCCUCAUCAGCUGCUCCCGCUCCCAGCUGGUGCACAGGGACAGAGUCCUGCUUCUGCCAUUCCUAGAGAGAGACUCCCUGGCUGCAGUCAAGGCCAGGCAUCACCCUCGCAGGGUCUGAAGGUGGAAAAAAUCCUGUAGCAAAGGGCCCCAGCGACAACCAAGGCUGCAUUCACCAUCGGCAGCCAGCCUCUUGCCUCUCCCCUGCCGAGAGCACCAACCACUGGACAUUCCCACUAGUGACCCAGAGCCUGGCGAGGAGGCAGAAAGAGGAAGGAGACGGGGAAGGAGGAAGGGGCCCUGUAGUCCCUGGGCAUUGACCCCUCUUGCUGUCCUCUUGCUCAGCCAGCCCGCCCCUGUUGCAGGGGAUGCCGCCCAGCCUCCUUGCAGGCUGCAAGCAGUGCUGGCGCCUGCCUGGGCCCAGCUCCCGACCGCCACAGUGAAAGCAGAACCCGCACCUAGAAUUCUGACCCUGUGCGCCACCACAGAGGUUCUUUGCCUCCACCUUGCUGCUCCUUGGUUGUAGAAACUAAAUAUUUAUUACUUUUCAAUAAGUCAGAUCUUUUCUAGAGAAACCAGUUAGCAGUUUUCCCUUGGGGAAGGUGGAGGGUCUCUCCCUGGAGCGGGACUUCCUCUCGCUGCCCCCAGGGGAAGAGCAGCUCCAGGGGCUGCUACUCUGGAACUGACAGCGAGCCAGCUGUACCUUGGACGCCUCUUGUCCUGUGGCGCCUCUCUCUUCACCGCUUCUGGCAGCCCCGGACGUCUUAGAGACUCCCUGAGAUGGCCCUGCGGCUCAGUGUGCUAGCUGAGCCGUGGAUCUUGCUGUUCUGCAGGGCCUGGCCGCUCACCCUCGAGCCCCAAGCUCCUCACACUGCCCUGGGCCCAUUGGUUGGAUUGGUUCCUGUUGAGAAACCAAAGCUGGGCCUCUGACUAACCUUUCAGCUGUUGUUACUUGAUGAAGUCAAGGGCCUAGCCUUGGCCACCUGCCAUCUGUCCCCCCUCACGGCCUAACUGGGGCACUGGGCCUGUCUCCUCCCUCUGGCCCGCCCCUGUUCUUGGGCAGCAACUGCCCUUCCAUGGCACAGGUGGCGCUCUCUCGACUGCUUGUUAGGAACCUGCAUGUGACAUGUGAUGCUGCUCCCACCUGUGGGGCUGACCUCCAGGUCGGCGGGGCUGAGCCAGGCCCAGCACAGGCGCUCUGCUGCGCAAAGAAACACCCCAGCUAUGCUGUCCGACUGCCCUAGGGCCAGAGCACUUCCUAACGUGGCCGUCCCUGGGCCUCCUAGACCAGCCCACAUUCACCCCGACAAGUUACUGAUGGCCCCCGCUCAGCUCUGAGGUCUUGCAUGGAAAGGCCUGUGCAGGCAACCGCCCUCUGACAGGAGCCCAGGGAAGCAGCAUCCUGACCCCAGCUGAGCCUGGUAGGAGCACAGACCAGGUCCUGCAGCAGCUGGGCCAGACACCUGUCCCCAGGUGGUAGCACCCCUUCUCCAGCCCACCCUGUUUGGAAAUACUGAGCUACCAUUUAAAAUGUAUUCCGAGAUCUCCAAUAAACAGUUUUAUUUCAGA
Echinops telfairi (small Madagascar hedgehog) is the source of this 3741-nucleotide messenger RNA. It is a transcript of the gene ATG13, whose product is annotated as autophagy related 13. Gene Ontology annotation, biological process: autophagosome assembly; mitophagy; protein localization to phagophore assembly site. NCBI's taxonomy places the organism in Eukaryota, Metazoa, Chordata, Mammalia, Afrosoricida, Tenrecidae. The record is from RefSeq and is a predicted model, not a curated record. The coding region runs from base 454 to 2112 and encodes 552 amino acids. The transcript has 19 exons. Gene Ontology annotation, cellular component: Atg1/ULK1 kinase complex; extrinsic component of membrane; phagophore assembly site.